Messenger RNA from Folsomia candida, 1814 nucleotides. RefSeq names its product eukaryotic translation initiation factor 2 subunit 3 (gene eIF2gamma). The transcript is spliced from 9 exons. The record is from RefSeq and is a predicted model, not a curated record. Gene Ontology annotation, cellular component: cytosol; eukaryotic translation initiation factor 2 complex. Bases 157 to 1566 code for a protein of 469 amino acids. Gene Ontology annotation, molecular function: tRNA binding; GTP binding; GTPase activity. Lineage: Eukaryota; Metazoa; Arthropoda; Collembola; Entomobryomorpha; Isotomidae. Gene Ontology annotation, biological process: positive regulation of translational fidelity; formation of translation preinitiation complex.
UUCAGCGAUUUUACUCUGCUCGGUGCACUUUCCAAAAUUCUCGUUCAAAUUGCUUUCUGAUUUCUGCAUUGACUGAAAAUUGAUUGAAAGUGGUGUUCGAAACUUGUUUAAUUUCAGUGUUCAGUGAAGAGUGGUAAUUUGGAGUCAUCAGCCAGGAUGUCAUUAGAACAGCCCAUUGGUCAACCUCACUUGGCGAAGCAGGAUUUAUCAACUUUGGAUGUUGCAAAGUUGAACCCCCUGUCACCAGAAGUAAUUAGUCGACAAGCGACAAUUAACAUAGGAACAAUUGGUCAUGUAGCACACGGAAAAUCUACCGUCGUAAAAGCAAUUUCUGGUGUACAAACAGUCAGAUUUAAGAAUGAAUUAGAAAGAAAUAUUACAAUCAAACUGGGUUACGCUAAUGCAAAAAUUUACAAGUGCGAUAAUGAUAAGUGUCCCAGGCCCACGUGUUUCAUUUCGGGAGGUUCAUCGAAAGACGAUUCAUUCCCAUGUCUCAGUUCUACUUGCACUGGAAGGUUUCGCUUAAUUCGUCAUGUGUCAUUUGUCGACUGCCCCGGUCACGACAUUCUUAUGGCCACGAUGCUCAACGGUGCUGCAGUCAUGGACGCAGCGUUACUCCUCGUCGCUGGGAAUGAGUCUUGUCCACAACCACAGACUUCAGAACAUUUAGCGGCCAUUGAGAUCAUGAAAUUGAAGCAUAUUAUCAUUUUACAAAAUAAAAUAGAUUUGGUCAAAGAAAACCAAGCAAAAGAGCAGUAUGAUCAAAUCAUCAAGUUUGUUCAAGGGACCGUGGCGGAGAGUGCCCCUGUUAUUCCAAUUUCUGCUCAGCUAAAGUAUAAUAUUGAAGUGCUCUGCGAGUAUAUUACAAACAAAAUUCCAAUUCCUGUGCGAGACUUUACUUCUGAACCUCGUCUAAUCAUUAUCCGUUCAUUCGACGUCAACAAACCCGGCUCUGAGGUUGAAGAUUUAAAGGGUGGUGUAGCUGGUGGAUCUUUGUUGAAGGGAGUAUUAAAGGUUGGUCAAGAAAUUGAAGUUCGCCCUGGACUGGUAUCAAAGGAUGCUGAAGGAAAACUGACGUGUAGACCAAUUUUUUCACGGAUUGUUUCAUUGUAUGCUGAGCAAAAUGACCUUCAAUUUGCUGUUCCGGGAGGAUUGAUUGGUGUGGGAACGAUGAUUGAUCCAACACUUUGCAGAGCUGAUCGUAUGGUUGGUCAAGUACUUGGAUCUGUUGGAGCUUUGCCUGAUAUUUUUGUCGAAAUUGAAAUUUCAUAUUACCUCUUGAGGCGUUUGCUUGGUGUUCGAACUGAAGGCGACAAAAAAGCAGCAAAGGUUCAAAAACUCUCCAAGGGCGAGGUGCUUAUGGUGAACAUUGGGUCCUUGUCAACUGGAGGAAGGGUGACUGCAGUAAAGGCUGAUUUAGCCAAAGUUGCGCUAACAAAUCCAGUGUGUACUGAAAUUGGAGAGAAAAUUGCCCUGUCGCGUCGUGUCGAAAAACAUUGGCGGCUUAUCGGGUGGGGUCAGAUUCGUCGUGGUCAAACUAUUCAACCCAUCAUUGAAAAAAAAUAAACACACGAGGGUUCAUUUAAGUUGUUUAUGUUUUAGGACAAGAAUAUUAUGUGUAGCCGGCGUUCGCUACUUUUAUUGAGUUUAUUUAGUAAGCGUAGCGAACGCCGGCAAUGCAUAUUCUUUGUGGUUAGGAUAACUCGUAUUUAUACAGAGAUAUAUUCUGUACUAAAAAUUGCAUUAUUAAAGUUCAUACUUCAUGUCGAUUAUUAACCAAUUUUUACCUGACAUUAAACGUUUUUGGAACAAAA